This is a messenger RNA of Trichoderma harzianum CBS 226.95, 609 nucleotides long. RefSeq lists its product as hypothetical. Lineage: Eukaryota; Fungi; Ascomycota; Sordariomycetes; Hypocreales; Hypocreaceae. Bases 1 to 609 code for a protein of 202 amino acids. The record is from RefSeq and is a predicted model, not a curated record. The transcript has 2 exons.
AUGAAGUUCCUCGCCACCGUUGGCGUCCUCGCUUCUGCAGCUAUCGCUGUCCCCAACCCCGAGCCUUUCUGCUCCCAGCCCGGCCAGCCCUGCUGGAAGGUCACUCGUGCGGCCGCGGCUUUCGCCGACUCUAUGAAAUUCGUUGGCGGUCUCGAGUCCCGCGACGAGCACGGAAUCCCCAACGAGAUUGCUCUGUCCGCCAUCAAUGGCCUUGACCAGCUCUCCACCAUGAUCCUCUACGCCUCUGAGGACCCCAGUGCCUUCCGCCCCUACGGCGAGAACGGAACCGAGACUCGCGAAGUCGAAGUCCAGGAGGACAAGCGAUGGUGCUACCGCCCUGGCGAGCCUUGCUGGGUCCCCAAGCGAACCGACGAGAUCUCCGAGGAGAAGCGCGGGUGCUUCCAGAACGGCGGAGACUGCCAGAAGGCCAAGCGUGUCGCUGAGGCCGUUCUCGCAGCCACCAUCGAGGGCGAUGAGAAGCGAAGCGUCGAGGUCGAGUCUCCCGAGAAGAGAAUGUGCAACAGCGUCGGCCAGCCCUGCUGGAAGGCCCAACGCGAUCUUGAGCUCAUCCAGAACCUGGCUCGCGCCGCCGUUGAGGGCAUGUACUAG